Saccharomycopsis crataegensis is the source of this 1380-nucleotide messenger RNA. RefSeq names its product leucine-rich repeat domain-containing protein. NCBI's taxonomy places the organism in Eukaryota, Fungi, Ascomycota, Saccharomycetes, Ascoideales, Saccharomycopsidaceae. The coding region runs from base 1 to 1380 and encodes 459 amino acids. The transcript has a single exon. The record is from RefSeq and is a predicted model, not a curated record. Gene Ontology annotation, molecular function: protein binding.
AUGCCAAAUGAAUUAAUAUUCCGGAUUUUUGGGAGACUAGAUGCUUACGAACUUUUACCUGUAAUGCGCAUUCUACCAUCGAAAAACAGGUUAUACGAAUGUGCUUUAUUUUUGUUGCUCCAUAAAGUCGAAAUUUAUUACGAUGGUAAAAAUACAAAGCCUGAAUGCUUUGAAGACAUUUUCAAAACUAUUUACAAGUAUCAAAAUCAAUCUGAUGGAAGUCAAAAUAAUUAUCUGAAACCACACGUUUGGAUUCGUUAUAACAAUCUUCCAAAGAUUCUGAAAUAUGAAUCUGCAAUUAAAAAGAUUAUAAUCCAUAAAGCAGAAAACAGUUUUUGUACUCGGAGACCUUUAAUAUCCAAAGGGAAGUCAAAAAUUAUCCAAUGCUUUUUGAAUCGGUGCACUAACGUCAAGGUAAUUGAAAACAGGUGUGGUUUAGAUGUCGACUAUCCCAAAUCAACGGAAACUUUGAAAAUAUUUAUGGAAGAUGAGGCAAAGUCAUUUUAUAUGCGAACUUACGGAAGAUUUAUCAUUGAUUUAAGCAAAAUUAGUUUGCCAACAAAGAUAAAACAACUAUAUCUUAAGCUGGUAAGGUUCAUUUUUGAUAUAACAGCUUGUUUUCCAACUUUAUCCCAUCUUGAAAUUGAAUGCUCUGUAAUUAGAAAUCCUAAAAAACUAAGAAUCGAUAGGCAUUGGUUCCCCUCUUUGGUAACAUUAGUAUUGCGUUGCGAUACUAUGUACCUGGAUCCGUUGGAGAUAGAUUUACAAACACCGAAAACCGGCAACACCUACCACAAUAACGCAAAUAGUGUUGAUCUGAAUCUGACAACAUUCUUAAAAGGAUUCCAGGAAAUUGAACAUUUGACCAUCAUCAAGUGUGGAGACUCUAUGAUUCCCAAAAGUUUACAAAAUUAUAAGGCCUUGAAAACCAUUGAUUUUUCUUGGAACAAUACAUUCAGAAUCUCCAAUAGCUUUAAAUACCUUGUGAAUUUAGUUUCCCUAAAUCUUGAAUACAAUGAUAUUCGGAAAAUUGAAAAUUUGGGUGGGCUUUUGAACUUGGAAUGGUUACUGCUAAAAGAUAAUGAAAUUGAAAACAUUGAAGGCUUAAACUUGCCUAAGCUUAAGUAUUUGAACAUCAGCCAAAAUCGAUUGCGAGCUAUUGAUAAUUUACAAAGUUUGAAAGUCCUCGAAGAAUUGGACAUCUCGCGUUCUUAUUAUUUGAAGAGCAUUGUGGGCUUGCUAACCGUGGUUGAAACCCUUGUUACUCUUCACUGUUAUUCUCUUCCUUGGAGAAACUUCUCAGAUACUGAUCUUUCCAGGUUGUCCAAAAUUAAAACCAUAAAAUCUGAUUCUUUAAUGCCGCAAUUUCCACUCACUUAG